This is a messenger RNA of Penicillium robsamsonii, 3558 nucleotides long. RefSeq names its product ABC transporter integral membrane type 1. Gene Ontology annotation, biological process: transmembrane transport. Gene Ontology annotation, cellular component: membrane. The transcript has 11 exons. Gene Ontology annotation, molecular function: ATP hydrolysis activity; ATP binding; ABC-type transporter activity. Bases 1 to 3558 code for a protein of 1185 amino acids. The record is from RefSeq and is a predicted model, not a curated record. Lineage: Eukaryota; Fungi; Ascomycota; Eurotiomycetes; Eurotiales; Aspergillaceae.
AUGUUACAUUCUGCAAACUACCCGAUAGCAGCGACAGCCACAAGUGCACUCACAACCCGAUCCCUGUUGCUUCUGCUGGAGACGACCAAAAAGAGAAAAUAUCUUAUCCCACAAUAUGGUCAUAUCUCACCAGAAAGUUCAACCGGAAUCUUCAGUCACAGUACCUAUUGGUGGCUCAAUCGGUUCUUCAUUGGUGGCUUCCGAGGCAACCUAUCCCUCGAUAGUCUCUAUCCCCUGGACGAAGAACUCUCUUCCAAGUCCACCGUCUCCCGCCAUCAUCAGCAAUGGAAGAACAACGAAGAAAAAUGCACACGACGGCUCACACUGUUCUGUAACGUCAUCUACGAUUUGAAGUGGACAGUGGCAGCGGCAGUCAUUCCUCGCCUUUGUUUGAUCGGGUUCAAGUUCGCCCAGCCCUUUCUCAUCAACGACCUUAUUGGCUACGUUUCCAAGAAUGGCUCCAGUGAAUUAUCUGGGGUCAAAUAUGGAUACCUCGGCGCGACGGUGUUGAUUUACGUCGGGAUAGCACGUCAAGCUGUCCGCAUAAUCACUAUGACUCGCGGGUCGUUAGUUACAAUGAUAUAUGCAAAGAUCCUUCGUCAAGCUUCAGACCCACGUCAAGAGGCUAGUUCGACCACGUUGAUGAGCACCGAUAUCGAUCGAAUCGCCACCGGGCUAUUAAACUUCCAUGAGCUCUGGGCAUCCCCAGUAGAGAUUAUGAUUGCACUGGUGCUUUUGGGCAGAUACAUUGGAUACCCCUCGGUGGCUGCUCUGGGUGUUGCUUUGGUGAGCGUUCUAGGAUGCUCCUAUCUCGCCCCACAGGCGCGCCAAAUGCAAAAGGCCUGGGUACAUGCUGUUCAGGAGAGAGUCAAUUUUACUUCGGUAAUCUUGAAGGAAAUGCGCCAAAUCAAGAUGUUCGGUGUUGAAUCCGACAUGGCUUUCAAAAUACACAGCCUUCGUCAAUUGGAACUACAUCGAUCUAGGCCCUUCCGAUCAAUGGUUGUUGCCGUCAAUGUUCUGGGUGCGAUGUCGACUGCCAUCGCCCCUGCUCUGACCAUCGCCGUGUACGCUGCUACACAGCUGGACCUCGGGGUAGAGACACCCAACACUGAUAUUGCCUUCACAUCUUUGUCCUUGAUUUCUCUUUUGACAGAGCCCGUGGUGCUGUUAUCUGCCUCGUUGACUAAAUUCACAUCGGCUAUUGGCUGUUUUGAUCGGGUUCAAGAAUUUAUCUGCAAGGAAAGCCGAGUGAACAAAGAUCCAUUUACUAAUGAAUAUCUGGCACCCGAGAGCUUCUCAGGGAUGGAACUUCAAUUAGCAUCGACUCAGUCCAAGGCUUUUGUCUGCAUGACUGAUUGCUGCUUUAGCUUGGGGUUAGAUACCCCGGCAAUACUCCGUGGGAUAACGCUAAAGAUACAUCGCGCUUCAUUUUCAGCCGUGACUGGCCCUAUUGGCUCUGGCAAGUCAUCCUUACUCAAAGCCAUUCUGGGUGAAAUGCACCGCACAGAAGGAAUAUUCUCUCUUGGCUCGGUGAAAACGGCGUAUUGCCAGCAAUCUCCAUGGAUAUUUAAUGGCACACUAAGAGCAAACAUCAUCGGAGAAUCGCCCCUUGACGAAGAGUGGCUCAAGGAGGUGGUGUAUGUAUGUGCUCUGGAAGCUGACAGCACUACCCUUUCUCAUGGCCUUGGCACAGUAGCUGGGAGCUCGGGAGCCCAGCUUAGUGGAGGACAGAAGCAGCGAGUGGCUCUGGCUAGAGCAAUCUACGCAAGGCCAUCUUUGCUGGUUUUUGAUGACAUAUUCGGUGCCUUGGACGCAGUGACAUCGAGGUCAAUUUUCGAGCGGCUUCUGGGUCGUACUAGCCUAACCAGGAGGCUCAGCAUCGCAACCAUUCUCGUGACAACAGCUGAAAGCAAAGAAAAAACCGGAGAAACAUGUGAAAGCGAGACACUUCCCAAUAUAUCCCGGGGUGAUGGUGACGUCUCGCUCUACACCUACUACAUCAAUUCGUUUGGUUGGUGGGUGCUUGGGCUGACGCUGCUAUUCGCAGCCUUACACGUGUUUUGUAUUGCUUUUCCGCAGGUCAUACUUGGCUGGUGGUGUGGCUCAGUCCCUCCAAAAAACUAUCUUUAUCUUGGUUCCUACGUCGGGGUUUCUUCCAUCGCCAUCAUUGCGAUAGGAGCUUAUAUCGGAUUUAGCCAAGACAUGUCUCUUCUCGAUAUGCAGCUUCCAGUUGCCUUCGCCAUCACACUUCAGACUUUGUUGACUUGUAUUGCACAAGGGGCCUUAAUCGCUACUGGAUCAGGCUAUAUGGCUGCCGCAAUUCCCUUCUGCAUCCUUGCAGUAUGGAUAGUCCAGGCUUUCUACUUGCGUACCUCACGACAGAUUCGACUGCUUGAUCUGGAAGCAAAGGCUCCUCUUUACGCCCAUUUCCUAGAGACAACAGAGGGACUCAUUACUGUGCGUGCAUUUCGUUGGCAACGUCAAUUUGCAGAUCGAAAUACAGACCUUCUCAACACAUCUCAGAAACCAUUUUACACCAUGUAUUCCAUUCAGCAGUGGUUGCACGUUGUUCUGGAUUUACUCAUUGCGGGAAUUGCCACCGUUCUGGUUGCAUUGGCUGUUUUCGUGACAAAGCAAAGUACCUCUGGGGCUGUCGGCGUUGCUCUUCUGAACUUGCUUACAUUCAACUCAACGUUGACAUUCUUGAUCACUAACUGGACAGAGCUUGAAACUUCUUUGGGCGCAAUUGCAAGAGUCAAACAAUUUGUGAACGACCCGCAGCUACAGCCUAUUGCUAGAAGAGAGAUAUAUUGUCCGGAGGGUUGGCCUUGGGAAGGUCGAAUGGAAUUUCGAAGGGUUUCUGCAUCCUAUGGGGAGCAUGGUUCCGUUCCAGUUGUGCGGGAUAUCUCAUUUACACUGCAGGGCGGACAGAAACUUGGUAUUUGUGGACGAACCGGAAGUGGGAAGAGUUCUUUACUUGCUUGCAUUCUCUCUCUGGCGACAAUCACGUCUGGUGAAAUCUACAUCGACAACAUCGACAUCUCAACCAUUCCCAAAGAGAAGCUCCAUUCUGCAUUGGUUCCAAUCUCCCAAAUUCCCCUGCUUCUUCCCGGCUCUGUCCGCGAAAAUAUUUCUCUAGGAAUAGCAUCCGCGAUUGAUGAUUCGGAGAUGAUCUCUGCCCUGGAGGGAGUCGGGCUUUGGAAUCAGAUUCAAGAACACGGUGGCCUAAGCGCGAACAUCGAUUCAACUCAUCUGUCCGAUGGCCAAAAGCAGGUCUUCUGCAUUGCCCGUGCUAUCUUAUCACCUGGUAUAAUUGUCAUCAUGGAUGAACCUACCGGCGGGUUUGAUGAACACACCGCGAAAUUGACCAUCGAACUUCUUCAUGAGCGACUGAAAGGACGGACUAUCAUCUCAAUUGCCCAUCAAGUCAAUACUUUGAUGGACUUUGACUUAAUCAUGGUCAUGAAUGAUGGUACAAUUUCUGAGAUGGGAGCACCGCAAGAACUCUUGGGUGAGAGGGGCAUGUUCUGGGACUUUUUCCGGGAAAAGGUAACUUGA